Molecule: messenger RNA, 1279 nt
Organism: Daldinia loculata
Lineage: Eukaryota; Fungi; Ascomycota; Sordariomycetes; Xylariales; Hypoxylaceae
Product: ribonuclease H-like protein
Exons: 3
Coding region: 96-779 (227 amino acids)
Cellular component (GO): mitochondrion
Molecular function (GO): 3'-5'-RNA exonuclease activity; nucleic acid binding
Source: RefSeq, a predicted model, not a curated record
CCUAGACAACACGUGUACGUCAGUUGUUUUUUGAUAAAUCUUGUCAAGUUUCCUUAAGUUGUUUCCAUUGCCAUGAAUAACUUCCAUACAGGUCAAUGGGCAUCAACGCAUCGUAUUUACGGUUACAGUCGCAUGCCCAUUUCAUCACUAACCAUAAGUUCCCUCUUUCUCGAAUAACCAUGGCAAGCAAUGGUGCGCUAGUGUGGAUUGACUGCGAGAUGACGGGUCUUGACCCGGAUCGUGAGGAAAUCAUCGAGAUUUUCUGUAUUAUCACAUCGGGUACGCUAGAUGUCUUAGACGAUAAUGGUUGGGGAACCGUCAUCCACCAGUCACAGGAGAGAAUGGAUAAGAUGGACGAAUGGUGUACGCGGACGCAUGGGAAUAGCGGCUUGACGGCUGCCGUGGUGUCUUCCAAGGUGACCCCUGAACAAGCAGCAGAUGAAUUGCUGGCAUACAUCAAGAAAUAUGUACCAGAGCGAGGCGCAGUGUUAGCCGGCAAUAGUGUACACGCAGACCGAGCAUUCCUUCGAAAAGAACCGUACAAGAAAGUAGUCAGUUACCUACAUCACCGAAUCCUGGAUGUCAGCACUCUAAAGGAGGCCGCACGGCGAUGGUGUCCUAGAAGCAUUAUAAAAAAUGCACCGAUAAAGCAGGGGCUGCACCAAGCGAAAGAGGAUAUCCUCGAGAGCAUUGCUGAGGCUCGAUAUUAUAAGGAGGUGAUUUUCGACCACGCCGUUGAGCACGUUGAUAAAGCGAACGACGGGACAAGUCAAGGGUAGACUGGAUUAAAGAAGUCAACAAUGAGCAUAUAACUCAAAUUCCUCGAAGUAUUUCAAUAUUGUAUCCAGUAGAAUAGAUGAUACAGUAUUGAAAUGCCUCCAAUUUUCAGCAUGGCGUUCACGAUAGCGUCUGUCGCGGUAUCGGAAAAGGCGGGAUGCGGUCAAUCAUUAAUAUAGAUUCGACAAUUCAUAUAUGAAAAGAAAGUACGGAUAUUGGGCAGAAAUUUCCGCGUGGCAAAUUGUUUGGUUAAUAAUGGCACCCUUCUAAUAUCAUUUUACCCAGCUACCUAAGAUGUUAUGGCAAUGCAAAGUGACAGAGAUGAUUAAUUACGUGCUGAUUUGUCGAUAGGGAGGGUUUAAUGUACGAUGUGGAUCCCAUCAGCGCACCAUGCCGCCGUUAGCUGUAGCACCUUUCUAUUUAUUUCUAUAUCUGAGGCAGAUGUUAGGCAAGUACUAUGUAAAAUAUUAGGUCGGCCGUUUCCUUAGUGUCUAUACUCCAC